AUGAUUUUGCAGAAAGCGGCCGAUUAUUAUAAAGGAGAAGAGAGUCGUAGUUCGGCAACGAAGUGCUUGAUUAAAGUUGCACAAUACGCCGCCCAGUUGGAGCAAUAUCGAAAGGCGAUACAAGUGUUUGAAGAGAUCGCCACUUGGGAGGCAGAUCAUCCGACAUUGAAAUAUGCUGCUAAGAACCAUUUUUUCCAGGCUCUUUUGUGUCAUCUUUGUGUUGAUGUGUUGGAUACGCAGCACGCGUUAAAGCGAUAUGCGGAGAUAUCGCCGUCAUUCGUGGAUACACGUGAAUAUAAACUUAUUUGGUGGGUUUUGUCAAAUGUCUUUGAGAGCGUUGCUUAUUGGUGUCGAAGAAUUUUUGUAUUUGAAGUAGUAGUAAAGGUAUGA
This is a messenger RNA of Anisakis simplex (herring worm), 390 nucleotides long. NCBI's taxonomy places the organism in Eukaryota, Metazoa, Nematoda, Chromadorea, Rhabditida, Anisakidae. The record is from the annotation of a GenBank genome assembly.